Chara braunii is the source of this 4503-nucleotide messenger RNA. NCBI's taxonomy places the organism in Eukaryota, Viridiplantae, Streptophyta, Charophyceae, Charales, Characeae. The record is from the annotation of a GenBank genome assembly.
CGUCAACAACAACGUGCAGCCGGACGUCAACAACAACGUGCAGCCGGACACUAAAUGCGCCGCAGCCUACGAUUGGCAGAACGCGAGUCCAAGGCGCAAGCGAUGCACGACCAUGGCUGCCACCUCUGACAAGAGUGCACCAACCAGCCCCAAGAGGCCGCCAGUUCAGCAGGCCGAUGAACCGCUUCUAGCGUUCCUCGACCGUCUCACGAAGUAUUCCGAGACGACGGCCACUGAACUACGCAAGUGGGAAGAAGAGGAAGUCGCCCGCCAGCAGGAGAUUCAACGCCAGCUGGCAGAGGCAGAGGCAGCACGUCAGCAGGCCGCAGCAGAAGCUGCAGCAGCCGCACGGUUGCAACAGCAGCAGGUCGAGGCAGAUCAGAACCAGGCUCGUUACCAAGCCACUAUGGAUCUGACUCACGAUGAAGCCACCUAUGGCAGGCUACUUCGUCGACAACAUUUCCACGAAACCGAGGAACGGCAAGAGCCAACCACGAAGGAAGCAGAUAAAGAAGGAAUAGCAGUUCUGAUGGAGAAUCUGCUUGCAGCAGUCGACUGCAGCCCAGCUUUGACCGCACGGGCAAAGCAAUUGGAAGAGCGGGUCAAUCAUUUAGUCGCAUCCCUUGGCGACAUCAGCAAGUUUGCAGGAGCCUCUACAGUCAGCAAUCAGCUGCAGACGCUCAGCGACCGCGUCGAUCAACGUCCAGUCGCCGUCGCCAAGGAAUGGAAGAUGCCGAACUUCAAAAUCGAGAAGUUUGACGACUAUCACAAGACAGAUCCGCUGCAAUGGUGGAUGGCAUUCAACGCAGAGGCCGACGUGCAUCAUACUCCGCCCCUACGGCGGCUGGAUGCAUUGUACCUCCAACUUAUAGGCGGAGCGCAAGCAUUCAUGACACACAUGGCCGCGACGCUUGAGUGUACCAUCGCCACCCUCCAUACGAAGAUCACGUGGGAGGAGUUCGAGAAGAAAUGGAAGACCCGGUUCAUGGUGAACAAUGACAAGCGUCACGCCUUGAACAAGAUCUUCCACAUCUUCCAAGGCCAGCAACCUUCGUGGGAAUGGUUGACGGAGUGGCAAAGACUCGUCGCCACCCCGGAGUUGAACCUACCGUUCGACUCGAUCCGAGGCGAAUUCUUCGCCCGAUCUUGCGACGCCUUGACUGCUGCUCUCGGCAGCGAAUACGAGUAUAAGAACUUUGACGACAUGAUCGCCAAAGCCAGAGAGCUUAUACAAGGUAACCGACGUGCGGCUAACGAGACUCGUCAGCAGCCCGGUUACGUGGAGAAAGGAAAAGGUCAACGGACGCCGCAAGUAGCAAUAGUCCAGCAAGGACAAAGUGAGGACCACGCAGCCGCUUCAACAUCAAGUGACGGAGAUGUGGCGGCAGCGAUACCACCGCAACGCUCAAAACCCCGAGGGGGAAAACAGAAGGCGAAACCAGCGUCGGCGGAUGGAGCACGACAGGCACCAUGGACGAAGUUCGGGAUUACCGAGGACAUGUUCAAGUUGCGACAAAAAUGGGGAUGCUGUUUGUGGUUCAAUAGCACCAAGCACAUCACCAGUGCAUGCCUCGACAAGGACAAAGAAAAUGUCAAGCGUCCUGGCUCGACAACACUUCCCAGUCCGCCGGAGUCGGCUGCCUUGCUAGCAGCCUCUCUCACAUCCGGGGACACCGCGACAGUCGCAAGUUCUCGCGUUGAGUACGAGAACUAUGCUGUCGAGCUGGUCCCACCGUUGAACCAGCCUCUCCACGUGCAAGAUUCAAGCGUAUGCGCGGCAGUUCCGCCUUCGGACAAUGAACCGGUGGCUUCGCCAGCCAUCUUAUCGAAGGAUCCGUCAACUUGGGCGAGACUUGAGGAUCUCGACCCGUUGACGGUUGAGGACUUCCAAUGGUUGCAUCUGCCCUCCACCGGUUCUUUGCCAACUCCGCAUUGCAAUGCCUUAAUGGCACAUCUACACGAAUACUUGCACGCUGCAAUCGACCGUGACUACGCAACGCAACGGUACGUCGACAGCGACGCACCGCUCCUCUACAUCCGCAUUCAGAUCGGAAAGGCGACCUGCAGUGCCUUGAUCGAUUGUGGAGCGACUCGCAACUACAUCAGCCAAGACUUCAUGGCACGCGCCGGGCUAGGCCCGCGCGUUCGAAGGAAAAGUCAGCCUACGCACGUCACGUUGGCCGAUGGUCACACACAAAAGUCAAUCGACCGAUGCGUUGACUCGGUGCCCGUGUACUUCGCCCCACUAGCAAGCGAGGCCGUGUCCCUCGACAUAUUGGACACCAAGUUCGAUAUGAUCCUAGGCAUGUUGUGGCUGCAAAGCGAAGACCAUCCGGUGAACUUCCAUCGCCGCACCGUUCACAUUCGUGAUCGGCAUGGCGAACUAGUCCCGUGUACGGUGCCGCUUCCUCAUCCUUCGAUUGGUUGUCACGUGGUAUCCGCGGCGAGCAUUCGCCAAUCCAUCCGGCUAAACGACAUCGAGGAGAUGGGCAUAUGUUUUCUUCACGCCCUCCCACCCGGUGAUCAGCCCAAGACGGAUACGUCGGACCCUCGCAUCAUUGAGCUGUUGGACAGCUAUGGGGAUGUCUUUCAAGCUCCCGCCGGAGUCAUACCGGAUCGGACCAUACGUCACGCGAUCACUCUCAAGGACGACACCGUACCUCCGCGCGGAUGUAUCUACCGCAUGAGCGAAAAGGAACAUCAAGUGCUUCGAGCACAACUAGACGACCUCUUGGCCAACGGCUGGAUUCGCCCUAGCUGCUCGCCAUACGGUGCUCCCGUUCUCUUCGUCCGGAAGAAGAACAAGGACCUUCGGUUGUGCAUCGACUAUCGUAAACUCAACGCACAAACGAUCAAGAACGCCGGCCCUCUCCCUCGGAUCGAUGAUCUUCUCGAGCGACUCGGCGGCGCCAAGUACUUCUCCAAGCUAGACCUCAAGUCCGAGUAUCACCAGAUCGAGAUUCAGCCAAGAGAUCGGUACAAGACCGCAUUCAAGACGCGGUAUGGGCACUUUGAGUGGAUCGUCAUGCCUUUCGGUCUCACCAAUGCCCCGGCUACUUUCCAAGCGGCUAUGACGACGAAAUUCCGCGACUUGCUCGACUGCUCCGUACUCAUUUACCUCGAUGACAUUUUGGUUUAUAGUCGGUCGCUGGACGAGCAUCUCAAGCACCUUCGCGCCGUAUUGGAGCGACUUUGUAUCGCCAAGUACAAGGCAAACCGCGACAAGUGCGAGUUUGCCCAGCAAGAGUUGGAGUACUUGGGCCAUUACGUCACGCCGCAAGGCAUUCGUCCGCUCGCGAACAAGUUACAAGCUAUUCAAGAUUGGUCGGACCUCAAGUGUACUACCGACGUCCGCUCCUUUCUCGGCUUGGCAUCGUACUACAUGCGCUUCGUCAAAGGAUUUCAACGCAUCGCUGCACCAUUGUCACGACUUCAGUCCCCCUUGGUGCCUUUCGAGUUCAGCGACGAGGCCCGACAUGCGUUUCACACGCUGAAGACGGCUUUGCUUCAAGCUCCCAUCCUAAGCAUCUAUGACCCGACGUUGCCUACCAAAGUGACUACGGACGCUUCCGGUAACGGCAUUGGCGCGGUUUUGGAACAGCAUGACGGCACAGACUGGCAUCCGGUUGAGUAUUUCAGCCAAAAGGUGCCGCCCAUCAACACUCUUGAUGAUGCGAGGAAGAAGGAACUCCUAGCUUUUGUCUCUGUACUUGAGCGUUGGCGUCACUUUCUCCUCGGGCGUCGGCGAUUCACGUGGGCAACGGACAACAAUCCGUUGACAUUACAAGACGCAAGACACGACGCCGCUUGCUCCCCUGCUUCUACACGGAAGUACAGGGAACUACUGGCCAAAGCCCGCGCUAACGUGCAAAAGGCUCAGGUCCGUAUGCAGCGGCAAGCGAACCGGCGUCGCAUCUCAUGUCCAAUUCGCGUCGGCGACCUAGUUUGGGUCACCUCCGAGGAAUUCGCGCUCGAGCAGGACGUCUCGCGCAAGCUCCUCCCGAAGUGGUUUGGACCAUGGAUGGUCACUUCAGCAGCUGGCAACGACCCCGCGGGUCCAUCACUCAUCAUUGAGAUUCCCCCGCAUUUGACGGUACACCCGAUCUUUCACGCUUCGAAGCUGGCGGUUUACACUCCAGCCUCCGCAGCGGACUUCCCGGGCAGACGGUCACAGGACCCUCCUUCAAUGGAUGGCCAUCAGGAGGUCGACCGGGUUCUCACGCAUCGCAAGCAUGGCAACAAGCCAAUGCAGUACAAAGUUACAUUCAAGCAAUGCGAUCCGAAUGACACACGCUGGAUCUCAAGAGCUGAUAUGAAGGCAUCAGCACCCCUCGUCUUUGCGCAUUAUGAAAAACAGCGACUUGCUAAGGAAGCUGCCCAACCUGCCCGCCCUGUACGGACAUCGGACAGACAGCUUCGCCCUCGCAGUUAGCUCGGUCCUUCAAGGGGGGGAGUGUGUGGCAUACUGAGCCACUCGGGCCCCAGUUAGGGCCCGGUUCCAAG